Plasmodium berghei ANKA is the source of this 351-nucleotide messenger RNA. RefSeq names its product conserved Plasmodium protein, unknown function. The coding region runs from base 1 to 351 and encodes 116 amino acids. The record is from RefSeq and is a predicted model, not a curated record. NCBI's taxonomy places the organism in Eukaryota, Apicomplexa, Aconoidasida, Haemosporida, Plasmodiidae. The transcript is spliced from 2 exons.
AUGACGAAAGUAAACAAACCGCCUACAACCAGCAAUCCAAACAUAAAACUGAAGAAGCCAAGUUCUAAAGAAGAAGAAUUUUAUCAACCUGUAAAAAAAACAGUAAUUACAAAAACACCAAAUAAGGUGCCAUCUAAAAAAACCGAUGAAAAUAUUAUUUCUCCUCAAAAAAAAAUAGAAAAUGAAAGUACGAAUUCUAAUGAAAAAGAUGCAAAUAAAAAAGAUGUAACACCAAAUAUACCUGAUAAAACAAAAGUGAAUUCUGAUAAAAAAAAUAAGGAUAACAAUGCAGCUAGCCAACCAGGUAUUUUCUCAUGGCUAUGGAGAUAUUUUCCAAAAAAAAAAACAUAA